Molecule: messenger RNA, 3592 nt
Organism: Anoplophora glabripennis (Asian longhorned beetle)
Lineage: Eukaryota; Metazoa; Arthropoda; Insecta; Coleoptera; Cerambycidae
Product: importin-7
Exons: 9
Coding region: 99-3230 (1043 amino acids)
Biological process (GO): protein import into nucleus
Cellular component (GO): nuclear envelope; cytosol
Molecular function (GO): small GTPase binding
Source: RefSeq, a predicted model, not a curated record
UCAAAUGUAAUCGUGCGGGUGCCGAGCAUCUUACAGAAAAAAUUGUCACGUCUGGACAACUGUUAAAAUUGAAGUGAAACUCGAACCAGCAUCACAAAAUGGAAAUAAGGAAACUGAUAGAUUUACUAAGGGCCACGAUAGACCCCAACCAACGGCAGCAGGCCGAAGCCCAGCUCGAUCAGAUCCACAAGAUAAUAGGCUUCGCUCCGUCGCUGCUUCAAGUAGUCAUGAUGGCAGACUGUGAUAUGCCUGUCAGACAGGCAGGUGCAAUUUACUUGAAGAAUCUCAUUUCCAAUAGCUGGCAAGAUAGGGAGGCGGAGGCAGGUCAGCCUAUGCCCUUCGCCCUACACGAGCAGGACAGGGCCCUUAUACGAGACAGUAUAGUAGAUGCCGUUGUUCACGCCCCGGAUUUGAUUAGAACACAGCUAUGCACUUGCGUCAAUCAUAUGGUGAAACAUGAUUUUCCAGAGAGAUGGACGCAGAUCGUUGAUAAGAUAAGCGUUUAUCUUUCAAAUCCUGAUCCAAGCGGUUGGCACGGCUCCCUGCUUUGCCUCUACCAGCUGGUCAAGAACUUUGAGUAUAAGAAGGCAGAGGAAAGAGGACCUCUGCACGAAGCUAUGAACCUGCUUUUGCCUCAGCUGUACCAACUGGAAGUUCGUCUGUUAUCCGAUCCGUCGGAGCAGUCCGUUCUGCUUCAGAAAGAAGGCCUAAAGGUCUAUUUUGCUCUUACUCAGUACAUUUUACCGUUGGAUCUAAUCAGCAAGGAUGCCUUUGCCCAGUGGAUGGAGGUUUGUAGGCAGGUUGUGGAGCGUGCGGUCCCCCCCGCGGCUCUCCUGCCUGACGAAGACGAACGGCCCGACCUGCCCUGGUGGAAAUGUAAAAAAUGGGCCCUCCACAUCCUUUACCGCAUGUUCGAGAGGUACGGUUCACCCGGACACGUCACUAAAGAGUACAACGAAUUCGCCGAGUGGUACCUGCAAACGUUCAGCGCCGGCAUACUGGAGGUUCUGCUGCGCGUCCUCGAUGGUUACCGUGGGGGACACUGGGUGCCGCCGCGCGUCCUCCAACAGACGCUGAACUACCUCAACCAGGCGGUGUCUCACGCCCAUACGUGGAAGAUCUUGAAGCCGCACAUGCCCGCUAUUAUACAGGACGUUCUGUUCCCGCUUAUGAGCUAUUCGGCGGAGGAUCACGAGCUGUGGACCGUCGACCCCCAUGAGUACAUUCGCGUUAAGUUUGAUGUAUUCGAGGAUUUCGUCUCGCCCGUCACGGCGGCCCAAACCCUAUUGCACUCCUCGUGUAAGAAACGCAAAGAAAUGCUCCAAAAGACCAUGGUCAUGAUCACUCAAAUCCUCACCAACAACGCCACGGAACCACCCCAGAAAGACGGGGCUCUCCACAUGGUCGGCUCCUUGGCGGACAUCCUCCUGAAGAAGCAGAUGUACCGCGAGCAACUCGAUCAGCUCUUCAUAAAGUACGUUUUCCCCGAAUUUAACAGCGACCGGGGCCAUAUGAGGGCCAGGGCUUGUUGGGUCCUCCAUUACUUCGCCGAGUUUAACUUCAAGCAAGAGAACGUCCUCAUGGAAGCUGUGAAUUUGACGGUCCGCGCUUUACUGUUCGAUAAGGACCUUCCCGUUAAAGUAGAGGCGGCCAUAGCUCUCCAAUCGAUGCUGAACUACCAAGAGAGGUCUCACAAGUAUAUCGAGCCCCAAGUGAAGCAGAUCGCCCUGGAAUUGCUCACGAUUAUCCGGGAAACGGAAAACGAAGACGUGACGGGCGUCAUGCAGAAACUGGUGUGCGUCUUCACGCAGCAGCUCGUGCCCAUCGCCGUGGAGAUAUGCCAACACCUCGCGACGACCUUCAAUCAGGUGUUGGAUACCGACGAGGGUUCCGACGAGAAGGCCAUCACCGCCAUGGGUCUCUUGAACACCAUCGAAACGCUCUUGACCGUAAUGGAUGAACAGCCGGAGGUUAUGCGACUGCUGGAGCCGACCGUGCUCCAGGUGAUAGCGCACGUUUUACAGAAUGCCGUGCAAGAGUUCUACGAAGAGGUGCUGGCGCUGAUCUACGACCUGACCAGUAAGCAGAUCUCGCCGGAUAUGUGGAAGGUGUUCGAGCUGAUCUAUCAGGUAUUUAUGAAGAACGGCAUAGACCACUUCACCGACAUGAUGCCCGCCUUACACAACUACAUAACCAUAGACACGGAUGCCUUCCUGUCGGACGAACAGCGGCUGCUCGCCAUCUACAACAUGUGCAAGGAGAUCCUCACCAAGGACUGCGGCGAGGAUCCGGAAUCUCACGCCGCCAAGCUACUCGAGGUGAUCCUGCUCCAGUGCAGGAAGAAGAUCGACCAAGCGGCCCCCAUGCUGGUCGAGCUGGCGGCCACCCGACUCCUCAGGGAGGUGAAGACCAGCGAGCUGCGCACUAUGUGCCUGCAGGUGCUCAUCGCCGCCCUGUACUACGACCCCCAGCUGCUGUUCUCCGUACUGCAGAAGAUGCCCGACUUCACGAAUCACUUCGUAAAGCAGUGGCUGCACGACACCGACUGCUUCCUGGGCAUCCACGAUAGGAAGCUGUGCGUCCUGGGGCUCUGCACGUUGAUCGCCAUGCCUAAUAAGCCGCCGGCGUUGAUCGAGAUGGCGCCCAAGGUGGUGCCCUCGCUCAUAUUGCUGUUUGAGGGACUGAAGAGGGCAUACGCGGCCAAAGCGGCCGAGGCGGCCGAGGAGGAGGACAGCGAGAGUUCGGAAGGCGAAAUUGAAGGCGAUAUACUCAGCUCCGACGAGGACGAAAUCGACGACCAGGGUCAGCAGUACCUCGAGAAUCUCGCCAGGAGGGCCAUAGGGGCCGACGCGCCCCAGGGUAUGAACGUAAGUACCACGAUAAACGACAUCGACGACACUUCGGAGGACGACGACUCCGACUUCGAGCCGAACGAGGAGACCGUGCUCGAAUCUUACACGACCCCUCUGGACGAGGAAGACUGCGACGUCGAUGAAUAUCAGGCGUUCAAACAAGUUAUGACAGCUAUUCAAGGUCAGGAUCCGGAGUGGUAUAACGCGUUGACGUCCAAUCUGUCGGAACAGCAGUUGAAGACGUUGGGCGAGGUGUGCGUUUUGGCCGAACAACGAGCCGCGGCUAGGGAAAGCAAGAGGAUCGAACAGCAAGGAGGGUACAUGUUCACUCAGCAGGCGGUACCAACUACAUUCAAAUUUGGAGACACCAACUCAUGAAUAAUUUCGUGUUUUUAAAUAAAUGUAAUUUAUUGUGACUGAAUGUAAAAUUGACUAUAUUGACCAGUGAAGUGAUUAUUUGUACAGUUUAAUCAUAAAUAUCUUUUUUAUUUUGAUUAAGUGCCUUUUUAUUAGAUUGUAUGUGAAACAGUUUAAAUUAUAUACAGAUAAAAGUCACGCUGAACAGCUGUUUUUUUCGAUGUAUAUAGUUUUAUUUUAACUAAUGGCAGUGUCAAGAUACGUUCUGGUUUACUACUUGCAGUAGAUUAUUGCAUUAUUUAUAGUUGAUUGUUUGCAGUUAUAAGAGAGGUGUUAAUUAUAUUACGACUAUAAUUGAAUUUUAAUAAAUAUUUUGCUUUGAA